AUGGCUUCCACGCCGCGACAUUCCUAUUUCGACGACGGAAAGGAUCCUGGUCCUGAUGACAGUGUCUCAAUGGUCUCGACCUCCACAGCCGGCGACAGCGAGUCACACGCUCUCCAAACGCCGACGUCUUCGUCCGCACCCACAUCCACGCUGAAUCGCAGCAGUAACAUCCCUUAUAUCACCCGUGAUUCUGCACCCGGCCCCGGCUCGACUUACAUCAUAGUCACCAAGUGUGGGGAAGGGAAUCAGGCACUCACUGUCGUCGAGGGACAUCUACGCCUGGCGACUCCUCUUGAACUACUUCCCAACCCGCCCGUUCUUGACGCGGCCCAGGCAAAGACCUUGGCGGGUAUUUGCAACUGGCAUUGGCAGUGCGAGGAGUCAGACGGAUGGCUUUGUUUUCGGAACGCAGCGACGGGGUUGUGGCUUGAGUCUUUUUGUACGUGCGUCAAUGAAGUCAAGACGCCCGCGACGGUUCUUUCAAGAGCGACCAGCUUCAAGCGUGCCGAUCUAGGGGAAAGUGAGCAGUUUUGUGUGAGGAAAUCCGUGGAUGACAAAGGAUAUCUGCUUCUGAAGAGGGUUGAUCUCAAAAAAACUGUGUGUCUUUUACCGGUCAAGGCGGUGUCUGUUCGGCCGAUCAUGAGUCUCGCAGCAAUGAACCUAAAGACUGCGGAUGUGGAUAAGCAGCGAAUGACUUGGGAGUUUGUCAAGGUGGACCAUGAUUAUGCCCCUGAAACGAGGAUAUUUGGGCAACCCCUGUGA
Neurospora crassa OR74A is the source of this 762-nucleotide messenger RNA. RefSeq lists its product as hypothetical. The coding region runs from base 1 to 762 and encodes 253 amino acids. Lineage: Eukaryota; Fungi; Ascomycota; Sordariomycetes; Sordariales; Sordariaceae. The transcript has a single exon. The record is from RefSeq and is a predicted model, not a curated record.